GUGUUGGAUGGUAUUUUGGUAGAUGUUCUUUCUCUCAAAGGGGAUUUGAAAUUUAUCAACCUUGAGACGCAAAUGCAACCUGUUGAGGAUAGAUUGAAGUGUCUCCGAAGCUUUAUGCGAAUUUAUCUCAAUUAUUGGAUGAAGGUUAUGAAUCUGAUGAACUCAAGUUUCGGAGAAUGUUGAUGAUGAGCUACCUGUAGAUAUAAUUGAUCAUCAGUAGUACAGGGACAGUGGUCAAUCUGCGGAUCAUGAGGAGUCGAGGAGGUUGUGGAUCGAAGUGGUGGUGAUAAGAAGCAGACUAGUUCUGGUAAUAAUUUCCUUUAGUUUGUAAUUGUAUGUGAAUCAAGUUCUUAAGCUUUUAUGAGUUUUAGUUGGUGUCUAUAAAUUUAGUGAUGUCAUUAGUCUGAUUGAUGAAUAGGAAGAUUGAACCUUAAGUGUUACUGUUUUAGCUGGUGUCUAUAAAUGUAGUGAUGACUAUAAAUUUAGUUGGUGUCUUUUUUACUGUGUUGUGAUUUAUUUGCAGAUAUCGAAAUGAUUAGUACUUUAAAGUAUUAUAGUAUGAUGAAUUGUAGGUAUCCUAUCACCUAUGAUGUGUUCAUAUUCCAUAAUGUAAUGCUCCUAGUGUUUGUGAAAAGUUCUCAUCGAAGAUAAAUUUGAAUUUUUUUGGUCUCAAUUCUUCUCUUUAAUUGUCUCUUCUUUGGUUGAUCUUCUCUUUGUCCAUGUUUGUUUCUCUUCUUUGAUUGUCUUCCUCUCUUUGGUUUCUUCUGAUUGAUUGGUCUCUCUCUAUUGAUUCUUCUGAAUGGUUGUUUCUCUCCGAUGUUGACUCUUCGGUUUGGUUUUGCUCCUUCUCUCUUCAGUCUGAUUGUUUCUCCCUGCUGAUUUCUUCUGAUUGAUUGCUUCUUUCUGUUGAUUCUUCUUAUUGAUCGUCUACUACAAAUUUGGUUGUUUGGUGAGUCGAGUGCUCACAUUUGGUGAUUUAAGUGCUCACAAUUUGGUUUCAAUUUGGUUUAUUCUGAUUGCAUUCCACUUCUCCCUCUAUUGUUUCUUCUGAUUGCACUUCUCCAUCUAUUGGUUCUUUUGAUUGAUGGCACUUCUCCCUAUUGCACUUCUCUCCUGAUUGCAUUGCACUUCUCCCUAUUGGUUCUUUUGUUUGAUCGGUCUCCUCUCCCUUGAUUGGUUCUUUUGGUUUGGUUUUGGUAAGCUUGGAAUAAAUUGGAUGUUGGAUUGGUUUGAGAUUGAUUCUUCUAUCUGAUGGUUUCUCUCUUUGGAGGUUACUUCUCUCUCGGAUGAUUGCUCACUUUGGUUGCUUCUUUCAAUUGGUUAGUUAUUAGCUCGGUUGGUUACGCUAGUAGUUGGUUGAUUUAUUUUCAGGGUAACUUGUAACAAGCUUAAAAGCUUAGUAAGAUUUAGCUUGAGGGGUAGUAUUAAGAUAAAAAGUUUUGAGUUUAUAUUAUUCAGCUGUGCUAUUUUUAGCGAAUUUUAAUUUCGCGAAGCAUCACGACAGUGUUACUUAAAAUUCAGAAACUGCGUUACCAUACACAUGUGGAGUAGGUUUGAUAAGUCAAGCCAAUGAAAUUACAACAUGUAUUGUUCGUGAUGGUUUCGGGACAAAAUCUUUCGCUUUAAGUAGCAUUUCUCUAUAUUAUUUAGUAUGUUUUUCGUAUUUUGUUUUGUUUGACAAACUUACAAUGCUUCUUGUUAACACAUCGUGAGUUUGAGCGUAGGUGUUAGAUAAUAAGUUAUUGGGCUUGCUAUUGUGCCAAUUAGAUUUGCUAUAUAAUCCCUUGUAACUCUAUUUUAUGAUAUUUUCUCUCCCCACCCCCCACGUUUCUUUUAUACCCCCCUUAAAUCCCAGUUUGCCCUUCGAAAAUGACCACUUUUUUGGUUAGCAAAUUCGGGUUUUACGAAUCGAAAAAAUAAAAACUUCGGUUUUUAAAAACCACUCGCUUUAUACUUCGAGUUUUACGAAUCGAAGUAUGUUUAUAUAGAAAGCAACCUCUCACAUUCUUCAUCACUUUCAAUACUUCAUCCCCACACUACCAAAAGAGAUCCCAAAAUCCAAUCCGUUUUUCACUCAAAUCGCUGCUUAAAAUCAAGUUUGGAACGUUUGCUAAGGGUUGGAAGGCGAUUUGAAGCACAAUAUUAAGUUAUGGCGGGCAAACGAGAGCUUGUGCUAGGUAUCUGUGCCCCGGGAAUUGUUGAGGUUCCGCCUGAUAAACCUCCAUCUAGACCUGUUGCAUAUGAGAUUGAUACAUCAGAUCAUUUUUACACUGAAAUGGCAACCCCUGACCGAGAUGAGUUGAUUAGAUGGGCUCGGGAGAUUGCCUUAAAGCUAAAGUUUGCAAUUGUAAUUGGCAAAUCCGACAACGGCAGCGAUAAGAGGAAGCAAUAUUUCAGGUUGGAUUGCGAGCGGGGAGGCCGGUACGUGUCAACAAAUAAGAAGCUAAAAUCUGAUCAAACCGGCACGAGGAAAUGCGGCUGUCCAUUUCGACUCCGUGGUUAUUGUCAUGCCGAUAAAACAUGGCAUUUGACCGUUGUAAAUGGCAAACAUAACCACGAGUUGGACAAGGCAGUUGAAGGCCAUCUCAUUGUCGGUCGUCUCAAACCGGAAGAAAGGCAAUGUAUGGAGGAAAUGUCAAGGAAUUUGGUUCCGCCUAAGAAUAUAAUGUCCACAUUGAAAGAUAGGGAUCCAAACAACAAGACAACGGCAAAGCAACUCUACAAUUUAAGUCAUCGAUUAAAACUUAAAAUGAGGGCAUCAAUGACUGAAAUGCAACACCUCUCCAAAAGACUUGUCGAGACCGGGUAUUUUUUCAAACAUAGGACGGUUGUUGCAGACGGAUCCGAACACGUUCAAGACAUUUUCUUUGCACAUCCUAAAUCUAUAAGUUUGUUCAAUUCUUUUCCUACUGUGCUUUUGAUGGAUUCGACAUACAAAACAAACAAAUACAAAAUGCCGUUAUUUGAGAUUGUCGGAUUCACAUCAACUGGGAGAUCUUUCAAUGUUGGAUUUGCUUGGCUUACCAAUGAAAGAGAAGACAACUUCACUUGGGCUCUAGAGCAGUGUGUCAGUCUCUUAAGGAAUGAGGAUGUUAGACCGAAGGUGAUUGUCACCGAUAGGGAUUUGGCUCUGAUGAAUGCAGUUUCCGAGGUAUUUCCAACAUCGGCUGCAAUGGUUUGUCGUUUCCAUGUAAAAAAGAACGUGAGCUCUAAGAUGAAGGAAAUUGUGAAAAUCAAGAAUGGAGAGAAUGAGAAGCAGACUGAUGUGUGGGAUCAAAUCACCGAUGCUUUUAAUGAUGUGUUAGAGUCGCCAACGGAAAAAGAAUAUGCUGACAAUGUUAUGGUGUUUAGGGAGCUCUGUGCGAGAUGGCCAAAGUUUUUGCGUUAUGUUGAAGAGACUGUCCUAGACACUGAUAAAGAAAGGGUUGUCAAUGCUUGGGUAGACCAACAUAUGCACAUGGGGAAUCACACCACGAAUAGAGCUGAAUCAUGUCAUGGUGUGUUGAAAGGUUACUUGAAGGACGGUAACGGUGACUUGGUGAAAGGAUGGGAAGCGAUAAAUAAGAUGUUGAUAAGUCAGUUCACUGAAGUACAAGGUGAAUUCGGUCGGAGUAUGUCUGUUGCGGAACACAGAUACGAUGAUGAUCCUCUUUACGCAUUCUUGUUUUAUAAAAUCUCAAGAAAGGCUAUGGAUCACAUUUAUGACGAAGCAAACAGGGUCGAAGAAUGUGGUAUGGAUAGCAAAAAGUGUGGCUGUGUUAUGAGAAGGACAUACGGGUUGCCAUGUGCAUGCUUGAUUGCGAAGAAGAUAAAAAAUAACAAACCUAUCCGACUGGAUGAGAUUCACCCUCAAUGGAAGAAACUGUGUUUCGAAGAUGAGCCGGCACCGGGCGACGUGGCUGACGAUUAUGAUUGCUUGGCUGAGUGGAAAGCAAUUCAGGAACGAUUAAAAACAGCCGAUGUUAGCGUGAAGAAUGAUAUUAGGAAUCAACUUCGUCUCAUUGCAUAUCCAGAAACCACCUCUGUGAAACCUCCGCUUCAAAAGGCCAAAACAAAAGGUGCUAGAAAGAAAAAAUCAGUUCGUGUCACAAGAUCCACGAGCAGGGAUAAGUCUCGGUGGGAGCAUGUUGAUGAUCAUAUUGCAGCUACACAGGCAUCUCAGUCGCAAGCAACAAAGUCAAAGCCGUCGACUUCACAAACAGUGCCUGAGGUGCCUAAAGAACUCGUCAUCCGUACUUUGACUCCAGCACCUCCAGCACCUCCUGAAAUUCCUUUUAUCAACCAUAUGCCGAAGUUCAUGCACCCAUUUAUUGAAGAUAUUAUUGACGUUCAAGGUGACGGUUAUUGUGGAUACCGUGUGGUAGCUUUGCACCAAAAAGGAAAUCAACAAGAUUAUGAGUUGAUCAGACUGAACAUGGAGAGGGAGCUGAGAUUGCAUAAGGAAUCAUAUGUGGAGUUGUUCGAUACUGAGCGUUACAAGUAUGUCACGGAUGCACUUUUCCCACCACCGAGAAGGAGUAAACAUGCUAUUGCAACCAAGGACAAAUGGUUUACUUUUCCGGAUAUGGGUUACGUUGUGGCUACUCAUUUUCAGAGGGUUGUUGUUCAACUAUCAAAUAUGGAAAAGUGUGGAGCAUCUAGAACUUGUUUCCCAUUGCGUGGCAAACCUCCAUCAGACACGUCAGACUUGGAUUCCAAGAUUAUUUGCAUCGGCGCGCUCGCUGACCACUUUGUGUUAGUGCGAUUGAAAGUAGGAUGUCCGAUACCUCCAACGGCUCAUCAGUGGAAAAACUCUUGUUCCGAAGAAGCUGCAGAUUGGGAGCCCAUGUUUUUGGAUAGAAUGCAAAAGUUUGGUGAGCUGUUGACCAUUGAAAGAGCAGGCGAUGACUUAGUCACGAUUGGAAAGGGUAGCAAAGACGAUCCGUUGGAAUUGUAGUAGAUUUUAGUAGUUUCAUUUUGAAUUAGCUAAGCGCAUUAUUUUUUGAAAUGGUAGCUAAGCGCACUAUUUUUUGAAAGGGUAGCUAAGCGCAUUAUUUUGUGAUGUAUACCAUGCCGAUUAUGCUUUGUAACAUAUUAACUUUGUAUGCGCAAUUUACACAUGAACCUUGGUUAUGAAAUGUGGUAUUAUUGUAUAUUGAACUUUGGUAUUAUUGUUAUGAAAUAUGAUUAUGAAACUUUGGU
Trifolium pratense (red clover) is the source of this 5181-nucleotide messenger RNA. RefSeq names its product PKS-NRPS hybrid synthetase cheA-like. Lineage: Eukaryota; Viridiplantae; Streptophyta; Magnoliopsida; Fabales; Fabaceae. The record is from RefSeq and is a predicted model, not a curated record. The transcript has 4 exons. Gene Ontology annotation, molecular function: DNA-binding transcription factor activity, RNA polymerase II-specific. Bases 2150 to 4936 code for a protein of 928 amino acids.